AUGUGGAAGCCUGGCACGGACCGACCGGGAAUGAAGCGUGAUGCCAAGGCUGGCAAAAAAGAGGACGACACGCCCUUAAAGAAGGAUGAUAGUAAGCCACAAGCGAUGAAGGCUCCAGUAAAGUUGUCGCAGAAGACAUUAGCCAUGAAGUUUAUGCAACGCAAGAAGACAACCGAAGCGCGGCGCAUUGCCGCCGUAAGAAAACAGAAAAGUCAAGAUACAUGGGAGAAUGGGCCAGAAAACGACGACGUGGACAACUGCUCUAAGAUUAUCUGUAUGCGCGACGUAUCCGACCCGUCACUUCCAUUGCUUUUUGGCCGUCGCUCCUAUGGUGGGUUUAACAAGGGUAUAGAAGACGAAUUUAAAGAGGCUUCGAGGGCGCUGCGCUUUUUAGCGUCCGAAGAAAGAGAAUUGCGCGAGGAAGUAUCGGCUGAGGAAAUGACGUCUCGCAUGCUGAAAUACACGGGACUGGCUCGUCGAAAAGGUGGCAGCGAGCGACUUAAAAGCAUCAAGCGUCAGCGGAAAUAG
Messenger RNA from Plasmopara halstedii, 528 nucleotides. RefSeq names its product M-phase phosphoprotein 6. Bases 1 to 528 code for a protein of 175 amino acids. The transcript has 2 exons. The record is from RefSeq and is a predicted model, not a curated record. Gene Ontology annotation, biological process: maturation of 5.8S rRNA. Lineage: Eukaryota; Oomycota; Peronosporomycetes; Peronosporales; Peronosporaceae.